AUGGCGACUCCCGGCCUCGAUGUUAUCAUGAGCUGGACGCCAAACUAUGACCAUCCUCAUGAGCCCCUGGAUGCCGUCAUAUACGGUGUCAACAUCCCACUGAUGGUUCUAAUGACCAUAUUCGUUGCGGGCAGGUUUCUAUCGCGGACAUUCCUUGUGCGCAACGCGCUUGGAGUAGAUGACUGGAUGAUGCUUGUUGCCUAUGUUGGUGCCAGUGCUGGCUUUGGACGUACAUCCACUGUUUGCGCCUUGUUCUGCAAUAACGAAGAUAUCGAUAUGUUUGACAUACCUUCGCCUUUUCCCGUCAAAGACAAACAGAUGGUUCAACUAUAUUUCGAUGGUCAUUCUGGCGGGAUUUGGAAUUUCAACGACCGCAACUAUGCUUUUGCAAUGCAUGUGGGUAGUGCUUGCCAUGCCGUGACACCGUACGCUGACGCAAGCAGACCGUUGUCCGAUCUCUGGGCAGUCUUCAAGCCGAUGUCGCAGAAACAAUGCAUCGAAUCAGAAAAAUUUUACAUUGCUGUUGCUGCCAUCAACAGUAUAACCGAUUUCAUGGUUUACCUUUGGCCGAUUCACUACCUCUGGAAAGUAAAACUUAGCUUGGCGAAGAGAGCAGGUCUAAUCAUCUGUUUCGGCGUCGGCGUCCUGAUUUGUAUUGCGGGUGUGGUUCGCAUUACCUGGCAGGUCAAGUUCGCCAAUUCGUGGGACCAAACAUACAACGGAGCCAUCAUCUUUGUUAUUGUAGCGGUGGAGUGCAAUCUUGGUGUCGUCUGCGGGUGUCUUCCAGGGGUCAGGCCGCUGAUGUCCAAGAUCUUCCCAGGUUUGACCAGCUCAACUUACAACUCGGGUCGAGGCAAGAACAGUCACGUACAGGUCAGCUCUAACAAUAGACCCGGCGGUGGAUACCACGACCUGCAUUCGAUUCACGUUAGGAAGGAAGUGGAACUAUCGGUCGUUAAGAGGCCUGCCGAUGGACCAUAA
Aspergillus nidulans FGSC A4 is the source of this 981-nucleotide messenger RNA. RefSeq lists its product as uncharacterized. Bases 1 to 981 code for a protein of 326 amino acids. NCBI's taxonomy places the organism in Eukaryota, Fungi, Ascomycota, Eurotiomycetes, Eurotiales, Aspergillaceae. Gene Ontology annotation, cellular component: membrane. The record is from RefSeq and is a predicted model, not a curated record. The transcript has 4 exons.